AUGAGUCGUCUUCCAUCCUGUCGACUUAUAAUCAUUGCCUUAAUACUCAUCAGCGACAUUGUUAGAGCUCGCCUUCGAAAACGAUCCUCACUUGAUACAUUGCACGCCGAUUUCUCGGUUGUGGAGGAGCAGAAUGUAGAUGUCGUUGGCGAAAAUUUGAAUUUUGUUACAAGGCAAGCGCUAGAGCGUGCAGGUAUUCAAUGGUCGGAUCUUCGUCCUAUUCAGUUUACUCUUCUUGAGCUAAAUGCUUACUUUCGAAUUUGUUCUGAUGAAGCACACAACUCCUCAUUCCUUUGCCUCAAGAAGCGAAUCGAUAGGGAGGCAUUGUGUCCCAAUGAGGGCAUCUGUUGUCCAAGACUGCAACAACAAUCAAAAUCAUUUGAUUCCCUAUCGUCCCCCAUUGUUGAUACAAGACCUGAUGAUUGCUCCAUUUCACUUAUUUUGGUGGCUGACUUUAUGAACCUCUAUGAUGGCACAAGGCAACAACGCCUUCUGUCCAUUUCAAUCCGUGUACUAGAUAUAAAUGACCACGCGCCGACAUGGCAUUUUCAUGGCAGCUCAAAUUCGCUUACGCAUCAACCAACAGAGCGACGUCAUUACAAGGCAGGCAUUCCCGUACUAAAUCUGCCGAUACGGGAGCAUACAAAGUCAGGGACAAAGAUUGAGCUUCCGCAAGCUGUGGACCCCGAUGCUUUUCCAGAGAAUACAACAGUUGCCUAUGGCAUAGAUUCGGAAGUGAAUGGUCUUUUUUCACUAGAGUGGACAGGUAAAUCAAGACGUGUAUCUGCGUUUAUGAGCAACUCUCCCAGUCAGGAUAAAUUGUGGCUUAUUCUCAAUAAAGAACUCAAUCGCGACGAACAGAAAUCGUACCAGGUAAAGAUAUUUGCAAUCGAUGGUGGAGUUGAAAAGCCUCAAACAGGUUUUUUAAUGCUCAAUAUAACAGUUGAGGAUGUCAACAAUCACGCGCCAGUAUUUGAGAAAAAGGAGGAUCUUGUCUGGGUGCUUGAGCAUAGUCCAAUAGGGAGUGUUAUUUACAGGUUGCGAGCAACGGAUCAAGAUGAAUCGGACUUUGAUAAAUUGGAGUUUUCUCUUUCUUCCUCCGUACCACCACAAAUUGCUAACUUUUUUGUGGUUGAUAAGCGAACAGGGGAGAUACGAGUGCAGGGUGAACUGGACUACGAGAGGAAAACCUCAUACAAACUUGCAGUGACAGUAACUGAUGGACUUUGGUUUGAUGACGCGGUGAUCACUGUAGGUGUCCUAAAUGUUAACGACCAUCCUCCAAGCAUCAUUAUGCAUUCACAUCUUGCCACUUCCUCUAGAUUUCAUUUGUUCGACACACAACACCGCGUUUCAGGAUCUCAAAUCACAAUAGAAGUAGUUGAGAACGGGCCUCCGAACCAAUUGAUUGCAACAUUUACGGUGACAGACAAUGAUGAUGCAGCUGAAGAAAGGUUUCUACAGGCAAAUACUCCACUUCGUGAUGCAUUUUUGCAGGCAAAUGGUCUCACUCUGCAAGAGGCUAUUGAACGUAUUAAGCAACCACCACGGUGCAAGCUAAACAACAAAUUACUACAGAUUGAGCUACUUACACUUGAUACUAGAUCUCACAAGGCGAGGUUUCAGCUGCGUUUGGCAAAUAAAUCAUUAGAUAGGGAGAUAUCAGCCAAGUAUCUGGUCCGGAUUGAAUGUUGGGAUCAAGCAAGCCGCUUUGGCAACCAAAUUCAUGCUCAGAGCAACAUGGUUGGUUUCAGGAACUCAUUUGCCCGCUCUUCAAGUGUGAUAUUCACCCUUGUUGUGCUGGACGAAAAUGAUUCAGUGCCGCAAUUUGUCGGACCUCUAACUGGCAACAUUGCGGAGGGCCAGCCAGUUGGCACCCUAAUUACUCAGAUCACUGCUAAUGAUGCAGACGACCCCUACACACUUAACGGACAGGCUGGAUUGCGUUACGCUCUGGUAGGAGAACCAGACAUCACCUUUACUCCCCAAACAAGGUCACUUAAUUUCACUUUCAGUGUAACUACUCAACCCACACAUGCUUGGUUCACCUUAGACGCACGCUCUGGUGAGCUGCGUUCUGCCGUAGUAUUCGACCGUGAAGUUGUGUCGUUUUUCAAUGUCACUGUCAAAGUUACAGACGGUGGAGAUGGAUUCAAUUCUACCACCAGACGGAACAGUGCCUUCACCACUGUGCAAGUCACUAUCUCAGAUGUGAAUGAUUGCCAGCCUGUGUUUGGAAAACCCGUAUACCAGCUUAAUAUUAGCGAAGGAGCAACUCCACCUAUGUUGAUAGGGAAGGUCCAUGCUAAUGACUGUGACGCCGACGAAACCAAUAGACGUCUGCAUUACUGGCUCCAGCAACAAACCUCUAAUUCAAACUCUGCUGGCCGUUGGUUUACAGUAUCACGUACAGGAGAGCUGUACUUGGGUUCAAAAGGUGCAAAUGAUGGGAAGAUGCAUGACUGGAGGCCUUUGGACAGGGAAAAAGAGGACAUAGUCGUGCUGGACGUUUUUGCACGGGACCACGGUCAACCACCACUAACAGGGUCAGCGCAAAUCAUCAUCAGACUACAGGACAUCAAUGAUAAUUCACCAGUAUGGCACUUUCCAAAACCCAACGAACGUGUCAUCAAUAUCUCAGUGGAUGUGGCAGUCGGGCAGAGAAUAGCUGAAGUGAGUUAUAGACUUUUCAGUAUUCAUUCAAUCUUCAUAUGCCCAUUCGGCUGUCACGUUACUUCUAAUAGAUAA
Mesocestoides corti is the source of this 2748-nucleotide messenger RNA. NCBI's taxonomy places the organism in Eukaryota, Metazoa, Platyhelminthes, Cestoda, Cyclophyllidea, Mesocestoididae. The record is from the annotation of a GenBank genome assembly.